AUGGUCCACGAGUCUCAUGACUAUGCGCCGACGCGUCAAUCUCAUUCGGUGGAGGUGUAUCCUGCGGACGAGUACGACCUGGACCAUGCAGGGCACCUCAACGUCCAUCUGGCUUCGAUAGCCGAGAAGAAGAAACUUUGGUGGAAAAAUGCCAUCAUAAAUACAGCAUUCAUUGCAUCGUGGUUCCUAUUCGCGACCGUCCUCUCCUUGUACAACAAAUGGAUGUUCUCUCCAGAGCACCUCGGCUUCGGCUUCCCCCUCUUCGUCACAACCCUACACAUGUUCGUGCAAUUUGCAUUGGCUGCUCUUCUGAGGUUGUUUUGGCCUGGACGGUUUCGGCCACCACGGUCUCCGAGCCGUGCGGACUAUGGGAAAAAAGCAGUUCCGACUGCUAUAGCGACGAGUCUUGAUAUUGGCCUCUCAAAUCUGUCGUUGAAGACCAUAACUCUAUCAUUCUACACCAUGUGCAAAUCGUCAUCACUGAUAUUCGUGCUGCUGUUCGCUUUCCUCUUUCGUCUGGAGAAAUUUUCCUUCCGUCUCGUCGGGGUCAUAUUCUUGAUCUUCUGCGGCGUGUUGUUAAUGGUGGCUACCGAAACCCAUUUCAUCUUGACUGGGUUUAUUUUGGUCAUCAGUGCUAGCGCACUUGGCGGGUUUCGCUGGAGUCUAACGCAGCUGCUGCUCAAGGACAAGAAGAUGGGUAUGGACAAUCCAGCGGCGACGGUGUACUGGCUUGCACCCGCCAUGGGUGUGACUGUCGGGAUUGUCAGUGCGAUCGUAGAAAACUGGGUAGUUGUCUUCCAAAGCCCCCAUUUCUCAGGACUCGGAAGGAUACUGCGAACCAUCCUCUAUCUCAUAUCCCCCGGGGUUGUCGCAUUCUGUAUGGUCAUGAGCGAGUUCUACAUUAUCCAGCGAGUAGGAGUUGUGCCGAUGUCUAUUGCUGGAAUAGCCAAAGAAGUCACUACGAUAACGUUAUCGGCCUGGUUCUUCGGCGACCAACUGACCCCCCUCAAUAUAACCGGCGUAGGAAUUACCGCGUGCGGCAUCGCUCUCUUUACCUUCCACAAAUAUCGCAAGUCGAUAGAAUCUACGGUUCCGCUGGAUGCUCACGGCAAUCCCAUUACCCCUGAUGACCUCAGCGACAUAGAAGACGGAGGGUAUACGACGGCGUUACGAGAAACGGAUACUCUAACAUCGCAGACUUCGCAAGAAUCCGAGGAAUUUCCGAGUGAUAACGCCAGGCUAUUGUUCUCUGAGGACGAGGGCGAAGGUGAUGCCGAGGAACUUCGGAGCAUUCGUUCUUCCAAAGUUCGCCAGUACUCCGGCUAUUCCGGUGCGAAGACGGAGCAUGAAGAACAACUUCCUCUCGUGUCCGAAGAUUCUGGUCAUUCGCGGGCACACAUGGACCUGUAA
Messenger RNA from Pleurotus ostreatus (oyster mushroom), 1410 nucleotides. It is a transcript of the gene CAS42, whose product is annotated as Triose-phosphate Transporter. NCBI's taxonomy places the organism in Eukaryota, Fungi, Basidiomycota, Agaricomycetes, Agaricales, Pleurotaceae. Gene Ontology annotation, cellular component: endoplasmic reticulum-Golgi intermediate compartment; cis-Golgi network; Golgi apparatus. Gene Ontology annotation, molecular function: antiporter activity. Gene Ontology annotation, biological process: UDP-glucose transmembrane transport. Bases 1 to 1410 code for a protein of 469 amino acids. The record is from RefSeq and is a predicted model, not a curated record. The transcript has 7 exons.